Molecule: messenger RNA, 974 nt
Organism: Tripterygium wilfordii
Lineage: Eukaryota; Viridiplantae; Streptophyta; Magnoliopsida; Celastrales; Celastraceae
Exons: 2
Coding region: 290-670 (126 amino acids)
Source: RefSeq, a predicted model, not a curated record
ACUGGAUAAUAUCAUAACACGCUUUCAUGAUUCUUGUGGGGUUGUGGGUCUUCUUGGCCAGAUUGUCCCAACUGCCACUUCUACCCCACCACUCCACAUGCACUCACCCUCACACACACACCCAUUCCUUCCCUAUUUAUGACCCAUAUAUUCCCAUUUCACUGGAGAAAAGAAAAGAAAAAAAAAAGAGAGAAAGUGAAUAAAACCCACAAAAAAGUUUAGACUUGAACCCUUCUCCCAUUUGCUUCAAACAGAUUACUCCAAAGACUAGUAGAGAGUUCAAGUAACCAUGGAAGUGACUGUGGAAGCAGAAGAUGACCUGUUUUUUGCAGACUUAAGCAAGCAAAUAUCUCUUCUUAUCAUGGAUGAUGAUGAUGAGGACCCAGUUGAAAGAUGUCCUUCAGUCUCUUUCCAGGCUUUCUCCAGAGCAAAUUAUGCAGCAACAGCAUCUCCAUUAAUCCUUCAAGAGCAAACAUUAUACAGAAGAGAAAGCAAAGGAACAGGUGUUUUUAUUCCUCAAUCAUUGCAUCCAAGAAGGAAGAACAAUAGGCAAGGAAAAUUCAGUUCAUUCAACUCAUCAAAAUCCCAGCAGCAGCAGCAGCAACUUGACAAUGCAAGAUUUGUUUCUCAAGCAUCAUACAACAACAACAAGAAGAAAGGCUGUAAUUAAUUUACACCCUUAUUAUUAUGACAUGUGUUCAAUAUAGUUUGCAAAGAUCUAUAUAUAUAUAUAUAUAUAUAUAUAGAAGUGUAUGAUUCAUAUAUAAAUCUGAACAUGUAUGUAGACAGGAAAAGGUAGUGUGACCUUGUUAUUUGGUGGGUCUUAAGGAGAGGUUCACCAGAGGUAUGUAUUGUCACCUCUCUAAUAAUUGAAUUAUUGUAUGGUUGUUAUUUGGUGUUCUGUAUAGGAUAAGGUUGUACUCAGCCAUUAAUGCAACUGAUUAUUUCAUUCUAUAAAAUUAGUGUCAAAAUUA